Molecule: messenger RNA, 4022 nt
Organism: Arabidopsis arenosa
Lineage: Eukaryota; Viridiplantae; Streptophyta; Magnoliopsida; Brassicales; Brassicaceae
Source: the annotation of a GenBank genome assembly
GAAGAAAAACAUCUGAAUCUCGAGCGCCUGGCCAUCGGAAAAUGGCAAAACCGGGUUUGUCUUUAUUGAAAGGAGCACUUUGUGUUAUUGUUUCUGUUCUCCGGUGGUCGGUUGAGAGCGUCAAAGGCGGGGGCUUCGUGAAGUAUGGCACCGAUGCUAAAGUGGUUCCGGGGAAACUAAAUGUUCAUCUUGUUCCGCAUUCGCAUGAUGAUGUCGGGUGGUUGAAAACUGUUGAUCAGUACUAUGUAGGAUCUAACAACAGUAUCCAGAACGCUUGCGUGAGGAACGUGCUAGACUCGGUGGUGGAUUCUCUACUUGGCGAUCCCAAUAGAAAGUUUGUGUUCGCAGAAAUGGCCUUCUUUACACGUUGGUGGGAAGAACAAAGCCCCGAGACACAAGAGCAAGUGAAGAGACUAGUGAAAUCGGGGCAACUAGAGUUUGUAAAUGGAGGAUGGGCUAUGAAUGAUGAAGCAACGUGCCAUUACAUAGAUAUGAUAGACCAAACCACAAAGGGGCAUCGGUUUAUAAAGCAACAGUUCAAUACAACUCCACGUGCUGCUUGGCAAAUCGACCCCUUUGGUCAUUCCUCUGUGCAAGCUUACCUCCUUGGAGCAGAGUUAGGGUUGGAUUCUGUGCAUUUCGCGAGAAUCGAUUACCAAGACAGAGAAAAGAGAAAGGCCGAGAAAUCACUAGAAGUAAUCUGGAGAGGAUCAAAAACAUUGGCUUCUUCUUCUCAAAUAUUCACCAAUGUCUUUCUUGUUCAUUACGGCCCUCCCACUGGCUUUCACUAUGAAGUCACCGACGAUUACGUCCCCCUCCAGGACAACCCUCGUUUCGAUGCCUAUAACAUUAAGGAGGCCGUUGAUAAUUUCGUCAAUGCUUCUCUGGUUUAUGCCAAUGUGAGUCGAGGGAACCAUGUGAUGUGGACAAUGGGUGAUGAUUUUCAGUACCAGUUCGCCGAGUCUUGGUUCAGACAGAUGGACAGACUUAUCCAUUAUGUUAACAAGGAUGGCCGUGUCAACGCCUUGUACUCCACACCAUCUCUCUAUGUUGAUGCCAAGAAUGAUGCCAAUGUUACUUGGCCUCUCAAGACUGGUGACUUUUUCCCAUAUGCGGAUCGGGCAUACGCUUACUGGACUGGCUACUUCACCAGCCGUCCUGCUCUUAAACGUUAUGUUCGGGCUCUUAGCGGAUACUACAUGGCUGCAAGGCAACUUGAAUUUCUGGCAGGCAAGAAACCUGGAGGACCAAAUACUUGCAGUCUUGGGGAUGCUUUAGCGAUAGCGCAGCACCACGAUGCUGUCACUGGAACUGCCAAGCAGCAUGUAACAAAUGAUUACAUGAAACGCCUUGCUGUUGCUGCUUCUGAGGCAGAAGCUGUGGUGAAUGCUGCGCUGGCAUGCCUAUUGAACAAGGCACCAAAAGGUGGCUGCACAAAGCCUGCAAUAGCAUUCAGCCAGGUCAGUGAUGCAGGUCUAAGUGUGGAGGAUUCAUCUGGAAACACCCUUGAUGCUCAAUACAUUCCCAUGGAUACUGUCACGAGCAACCUCAGAAGUUUCUAUACAAAAGCUUAUUUAGGAAUAUCUUCCCUGCAGAUUCCAAAGUAUUGGCUCGUGUUUAAGGCAACAGUGCCGCCACUUGGUUGGAACACAUUCUUCAUAUCUAAAGCAUCCGCACAAGGAAGCAGCAAUCACACACACUCUUCAGUGAUGCUUAGUCCGGUGAAAAAUACGACUGAAAUUGGUCCAGGAAAUGUAAAGAUGGUGUUUUCUUCAGACUCUGGUCGUCUCGAACGGAUGUACAACUCCAGAACAGGAGCUGACAUAAUGGUGGAUCAGAACUAUUUCUGGUAUGCUUCAAAUGGUGGGGAUGCAAAAGAUCCCCAGGUUUCCGGUGCAUAUAUUUUUCGACCUAAUGGUUCCUUGGCGUAUCCUGUUUCGUCUUCCAAACCAAAGUUGCAGAUUGUGCGAGGGCCUUUGAUAGAUGAGGUGCACCAGCAGUUUAGUCCGUGGGUGGCACAGGUGGUAAGACUGUACAAAGAAAAAGAGCACGCCGAGUUUGAGUUCACUAUUGGUCCAAUUCCUUCCGGUAAUGGAGAUCUAAUAGGGAAAGAGAUUAUCACGCGAAUGGUAACAAAUAUGACUACAGAUAAGGCUUUCUAUACUGACUCUAAUGGAAGAGACUUUUUGAAACGGGUCCGGGACAACCGAAUAGAUUGGCAUCUCGAAGUGAAUGAGCCAAUAGCAGGAAACUACUAUCCGCUAAAUCUUGGAAUGUACACAAAAGACGAGAAAGCAGAGUUGUCGUUGUUGGUUGAUCGGGCUACUGGGGGUGCUAGUAUUAAGGACGGUGAAAUAGAGUUGAUGCUUCACAGGAGUAUGUGCAUGGAUGACGGGAGAGGAGUAGAGGAGGGCCUUGCGGAAACUGUGUGUGCGAAUGGUACAUGCGCAGGAUUAACGGUUCGUGGGAUUUACUAUGUAAGCAUAAAUAGGGUAGGAGAAGGAGGGCGGUGGAGACGAGAGACUGGGCAGGAAAUAUACUAUCCUCUUCUAAUGGCAUUCGCACACGAGAACAAGGAGAAAUGGAAAGGCUCCAAUACUGUGAAAGGUUAUGCCAUGGAUCCUCUCUACACCUUGCCUAAAAACAUUGCUCUUAUCACUCUUGAGGAGAUGGAUCUCGGGAACGUCCUUGUUCGCCUGGCUCAUCUCUACGAGGCUGGAGAAGAUAGUGGUUACUCGAAAACCGCUAAAGUUGAGCUGAAGAAGUUGUUUUCCGGGAAAAUGAUCAAAGAAGUGAUGGAAAUGAGUUUGUCAGCAAAUCAAGAGAAAGACAAGAUGAAGGAGAAGAUGAAGUGGAAAGUGGAGGGUGAAGCGGAACAAGCUUCUUCCCCGCAAAGAGGGGGACCCGUUGACAAGUCGACUUUAGUAGUAGAGCUUGGUCCCAUGGAGAUUCGUACAUUUGUGGUUGAGUUUUCUCAGAAACAACAAGUUGGGAUUCGUCUUUUUAUUUGCCCUGAAAACGAAAACGAAACACAAGUAUCAUCGGAGAUGGCUAGAUACGAUCGAGCAAUCACUGUCUUCUCCCCCGACGGUCAUCUCUUUCAAGUCGAAUACGCUCUUGAAGCCGUCCGCAAGGGUAACGCCGCCGUCGGUGUCCGCGGUACCGACACCGUCGUCCUCGCCGUCGAGAAGAAAUCUACCCCCAAGCUUCAGGAUUCUAGAUCAGCCAGAAAAAUUGUGAGCCUUGACAAUCACAUUGCCUUGGCAUGCGCCGGGCUCAAGGCAGAUGCCCGUGUCUUGAUUAACAAAGCAAGGAUCGAGUGUCAAAGCCAUAGACUGACACUAGAGGACCCUGUCACUGUUGAGUACAUCACUCGCUACAUUGCUGGCCUUCAACAGAAGUAUACCCAAAGUGGUGGUGUCAGACCCUUCGGUCUUUCUACUCUUAUCGUCGGCUUUGACCCUUACUCUCGUCUGCCUUCCCUAUAUCAGACUGAUCCUUCUGGCACUUUCUCUGCUUGGAAAGCUAAUGCAACCGGCAGAAACUCCAACUCUAUUAGGGAAUUCCUGGAGAAGAACUACAAAGAAUCCUCUGGCCAAGAAACUAUUAAACUCGCUAUCCGUGCUCUUCUUGAGGUAGUUGAGAGUGGAGGAAAGAAUAUUGAGGUUGCUGUAAUGACACGGGAGGAAACUGGGCUUCGCCAGCUAGAAGAAGCUGAAAUUGAUGCAAUUGUGGCAGAGAUCGAAGCUGAAAAGGCGGCUGCAGAAGCAGCCAAGAAAGGCCCUCCAAAGGAAACUUGAUAAAACAAUAUCUCAAUUCAGCCACAAAGACUGCUCUUUGGUCUCCAUUAUCAUUUAUGUACUUGUUGAUGUUUGGUUUGAAGACCUGCUCCACAAAAUUUCUGGGUUGAUUAGAUAUCUCAGCUGUUUUCGUUUGUUGGUUGGUUUGUCCUUCAACUUGGUUUGAUACCUCCAAAGUCCAAAGCAUGACUAACCAACUCUGAUUAAAUGUUGCAUUUGGAG